AUGGCCUCUCCAGAACUCGUAGCAGCUCUGGAGUCGGUCGCAGACAGUGCGUCUAGUGUCAAGACGCGAACCUACAAUGACCUACUUUCGCAACUCACCAACCAUCCACCCGAAUCUCCCGAAGAAUAUGCUGCGGAUUUGAUCGCCUACGUCGAUGCCAUUCUUUCGUCUUCCCUAGGAAUCAUUGCCAUCCGGCCACUUCUGGCUAGUGUCAUCAAAUCGCUACGUUCUGCGCCGUCGGAAGUCAAGGUCAAGGUCGGCUCGUAUAUCGCCGAGGCCUUACAGUCUCAGUUGGCUUCAUAUGAAGAGCAGGAUGCAGCGGUCCGAGAGAUACUGGCAGACGGCUACGAAGCGGAGGAGGAGUACAGUGCAGCCGCAAAGGCGCUACAAGGCAUUCAUCUAGAUACCACACAACGCCAGGUGUCAGACCGGUCUAAAGUCGAGACGUGGAUCCGGAUCGUGCGAUAUUACCUGGAAGACGACGAUACUGUAUCAGCGGAGACGGCGUUGAACAAGAUCAAAAAUUCGGCCGCCGCGGCGCAAGUCUUGAAGGAGGCUCCUGACCUACGGUUACAUUAUCAAUUAUCCCAAGCACGGAUACUGGAUUCUAGGAGGGAUUUUCUGACGGCAUCGGCGGAAUAUCUUAAUGUGUCUUUCAACUCCAUGAUUGACGAGGAAGAGCGUCGGCGGGCUCUAUCUGCCGCCAUCAAGACAGCCAUUCUCGCUCCGGCCGGGCCCCAGCGAAGCCGCAUGCUGGCCAAGUUGUACAAAGAUGAGAGGUCUCCCGAGACGGAAGAAUAUGGAAUUCUCGAGAAUAUGUUUCUGGACCGGCUGUUGUCUCCCGCGGAAGUGGAAGCGUUUGCUUCUACAUUGGCUCCCCACCAACUUGCCAAAACAGCAGAUGGCAGUACCGUGCUCAGCAAGGCGGUUAUCGAACACAACCUGCUAGCCACCAGCCGUCUCUAUGGGAACAUCAAGACUGAUGCUUUGGCUCGGAUCCUCGGUCUCACCGAUAGUGAGGACGAAACGGCCGCUGAAAAGGCCGAGGAUUAUGCCGCGAGAAUGGUGGAACAGGGUCGGCUGCGCGGCGAGAUCGACCAGAUUGAUGGAGUGAUCAUGUUUGAGACUAUUCCAGACGUCGAGUUGAGUGGCCCUGUUCGUGACCUCCGGGCAUGGGAUCACGCCGUGCAGGGGUUGAUGGAAGAUGUGGAACGGUGUGCUGCCAGUCUCAGCGAGAGCUUUACAGUAAGUUGCCCUUGA
Molecule: messenger RNA, 1260 nt
Organism: Exophiala dermatitidis NIH/UT8656
Lineage: Eukaryota; Fungi; Ascomycota; Eurotiomycetes; Chaetothyriales; Herpotrichiellaceae
Exons: 1
Coding region: 1-1260 (419 amino acids)
Cellular component (GO): cytosol; COP9 signalosome
Source: RefSeq, a predicted model, not a curated record